AUGAGUGGCAGUUCGUUUGAUUAUAAUUCACUUUCGUUUGGACGAAUAGCAUCAAUACCAGACAAAUCGGACGUUUUGGAAUGCCGUGUUUGUGAAGAUAUUUUCACUCUUCAAGGUGACAAAGUUCCACGUUUACUCUAUUGUGGACAUACCAUUUGUCAUUCAUGUUUGUUACGUUUGCACCAACGAUGUUCUUCAGUUCAAUGUCCGUUCGACAGACAAACAACUCCUAUAGGACCCUCAGGAGUUUGGGGUUUAAAAAAAAAUUUUGCAUUGUUAGAGCUGCUUGAACGUUUACAAAGAAGCAAUAAAGCAGAAAUUAAUAUUAACUCAUACUUAAAUGCUGAAGCGAUGGAAAAAGAAGAACAAUUGCAUAUAAUUUGUGAUGAAAAUGAAAAUCAUAUAGCUGUUCUGUAUUGCACUGUAUGCUGUACAAACUUAUGUUUUUAUUGUUCUGAACAAACUCACAGUACACGGACAUUAGCUAAACACCGCCGUGUUCCGGUAUCAGAAAAACCACAAGAGAGACCUCGAUGCCCAUUACAUCCGUCUCAUGUGGCCGAGUUUACUUGCUUACAAGAUAGUUGCCAUCAACCAUCACCUCCCUUAAUGUGUUUUGUGUGUAAAGAUUAUGGGACACAUAAAAAUCAUAAGCAUACGUUAGUAGAAACUGAAGCAGAGAAUAUACGAUCAAAAGUAAAAAGUGCUGGUCCUUUGAUGCGAAAUUUAAUGGAAGAAAUGAAUGACACUAUUCAAAGAUUAGAUCAAGUAAUGUUACGUUUGGAAGGUUUGGAUUCAAAUGGUUCAGUUGAUGAAGAAAGUAAUCCUGGUACAUGCUCCUUGGCACGUGCUAGAGUUCAGUUGUAUUUCCAACAUCUACGCGAAACAUUACAAGUACAAGAAGCCGCUGCCUUAAGUGCUGUUGAUACACAUGUUAGAGAAAGAUUAGGCUCACUGAGAAGCUUGCAAGAAGAUUUAGCAUCAUCAUUAUCACAAGUGGCUGUCAUAUGUGUUCAAUGUGAGCAGGCUGUUCGACAGGAUGAUUUCCGUGUUAUAUCUGCCAGUGCAGAUAUUAAUCAAGCGCUAAAUGUUAUUGAAAAACAUAAACAGAUGUUUACUGAACUUGGUCCAGAGCAAUUACAACCGGAUCCUAGUAUACCUAUAACUUUUACAAAAGAUAAUAGAGUGCACAUUGGACCAAAAAUGGAAAUUCGUGUUGUCACUUUAGGAUUAGACGGAGCAGGAAAAACUAGUGUGCUUUUCAAAUUGAAACAAAAUGAAUUUAUGACUAUGAUUCCCACCCUUGGAUUUAAUGUAGAAACAGUUGACUAUAAAAACAUGAAGUUUACAAUAUGGGAUGUCGGUGGACAACCUAAAUUGAGACCGUUGUGGAAGCAUUACUAUCUCAAUACACAGGCGGUCGUUUUCGUGAUUGACUCUAGUGACCAACAGAGGCUGUUAGAAUCAUCUAACGAAUUAUCUAAGCUGAUGACAGAAAAAGAAUUGAAAGAUGCUGCAUUAUUAAUUUUAGCCAACAAACAAGAUAUACAUGGAUGUGUGACAAUUGAAACCAUCACUGAAUUAUUUGGUUUGUAUAAAUUGUGCUGUGGGCGUAGUUGGCAUAUACAAGCUUGUGAUGCUCAGAGUGGUGCUGGUCUUCAUGAUGGACUCGAUUGGCUCGCUAGACAACUGGUUGCUUCUGGUGUCCAUGAUCUCAACUAA
This is a messenger RNA of Macrosiphum euphorbiae (potato aphid), 1722 nucleotides long. The record is from the annotation of a GenBank genome assembly. Lineage: Eukaryota; Metazoa; Arthropoda; Insecta; Hemiptera; Aphididae.